Prorocentrum cordatum is the source of this 573-nucleotide messenger RNA. NCBI's taxonomy places the organism in Eukaryota, Dinophyceae, Prorocentrales, Prorocentraceae. The record is from the annotation of a GenBank genome assembly.
AUGCUGCUCAACAACGCCCAGAAGAUCAGACUGAUGGAGGCCGCCAUGCUGGACACUUUCAUCCUCCCCAAGAGUCACGCGUUCACUGUGGCGAUGCAGCAGGAGCAGGAAACCUUCGCGAAGCGCGUCGACGAGUACAGGGAGAAACGGAAGACGCAAGGCGACCUCGCUCCUCUGGGGCCACCCCAUCCACUCAUAUUCGGCGCCCUCCUGGAAGUGGCCUCAAAGACAGCCGCCGUGGGUGGCCAGAGCCAGGAGAACAUCAAUCAGCUGAAGGACGACUUCAACGCAUGCGAGAAGAUCGAGGACGCGGAGCAGUUGGCACGAGUAUGCAGGCUGGCGACGACGGCGAAGGAAGACGAGGUGAAGCUGAUCAUGCACCUGGCGAGCCUCGGCGAGAUUCGUCAUUGCCUGUUGGACGGACUCCGACAGGUCGGCGCGAGGCACCUGCGAGGCAGCGCUCCACCAGGCUAUACGGAAGAGGAGUUGCAGGAGUGGGCGGAGCACUUGGAAGCUCAACUGGUGCGAGUCGAAAUUGAGAUGUCGCUACGCAUCUGCCUUGAAUGUGGUUGA